AUUUACUAUGGAGGAGGCGCGAGCUCUAUAGCUCGCGCGCUAGUCCUAAACUAGUGAUGCAGACCGGGGAAUCGCCCUUACCAACACAACAGUCACCGGAAGAAAUCGACAUACGAUUGGCCGGCUCGUAAAACCACGUGAUAGCUCGAAGGCAACUACACCUUGAAUGUUUAGUGGCUUCCCGUACUCUCAACUCCUGGAUGCCAUAUCAGAAUAUCUGUCCCCAAGGUGUCUCGUCAUGAACAUGCUUCUUACUCCAACCAAAGUUGAUAGUUCCCGCACAAUAUGUCCUCGAUGGUUAAAGUGCCCAAACGAACUCGCAGACGUAACCCUAAAGUGAAGACCGGCUGCAAAACGUGCAAAAUACGACACGUAAAGUGUGACGAAGCCAAGCCUAAUUGCCUCAAAUGCACAAGCACCGGCCGCAAAUGCGACGGAUAUGUACCAACUAGUGGAUGCUUCCAAUUUCGAGAUUGGAGCGACAGCCAAGAUUCCAGUCCCCAAAAGGCCAUGUCGGUCUUUACUGUCUUUGGCGACAGCGUGCGUUAUCUGGAGUUCUAUCAUCAUUGCGCCCGCCCCGCAUUGUCCACCAGUUUUGACAGGGAAUUCUGGUCUCGAAUAGCAUUUCAGAUGGCUCACGCUGAGCCCGCAGUACGUCAUGCGCUGACGGCUCUCGGUUACCUCUGUCAAACCGAGCCCGGGAGCUUGAAGCACGCUCGCUCGAGGUUGAUAGCUGACAAUGAACGGAAAGUACUAUUGCUUCACUAUAACAAGUCCAUCGGAUGUCUAGUUGAGCGCAUGGCUGAGGCAAGCUACUCCUCGGAGAUUGGUCUUGUGACGUGUCUGCUCUUCAUUUGUAUCGAAUUUUUGCAAGGCAACUAUCAUACCGGCUUUACGCACAUGAGGAAUGGUCUCAAGCUCAUCUCAGAACGGCGGCAAAAGCCACAACACGAUUCGCCACUUCGCACGACGACUUUGAUCGAAGACAAGCUUGUCCCAAUUUUCAUACGCGGAGUAACGUCCGCCUUACUAUAUGGGGUCGAAGCUGAGGAAGACUUGGAUAUACCAUUACCGACGCCAUCAUUUCUCUUGCCACAACCGUUUACCAGCCUUUUCGAGGCGCAGGAGACCUGUUACGAGCUCAGAAAUGCAAGCGUACUCCACCUGCGAAUUGUGGGUCGCAAAUUAUUGGAAAAUACCCAGUUAAGCGUCCAAGACCUCCAAAAUCAAAGUAACCUCCUGGCAUGUCACCAUUCUUGGUUACAGAACUUUGAUCUCUUCGAACAAAACAAUAAGCUCUCAAAAGAAGAACGGGUUGCGUCGAGUGCGCUUAAGGCAUCGUAUUACUCUACAUUCAUAUACCUUUCUUGCUCAGAUGAAGCUUCCGAAACUCAGUACGACGCCCACAAUGAUCAGUUCAAAGAGAUCAUACACCAUGCCAGAUUAGUCAUCGACUCCAUGGCUCCCACCACGGCCUAUGCUGCACAUUAUACCUUCGACAUCUCCAUCAUUCCUCAGUUGCACUUUGUCGCGACACGCUGUCGCUGCCCUUCUACUCGCCGCGAGGCUGUAGCUCUCUUAGCACGAAAUCCACCCCGUGAGGGACUAUGGGACUCACAGCAACACGUAGUAGUGUCACGUCGGCUAAUUGAGAUGGAAGAGAGCCAAGUUGACUCAGUAACAGGCUGGCCCGUUCAAGAGACGAGGCUAUGGGGGUGUGUUAUCAACGCAGAUAUGGAUCGGAAUGGGGGAUUCUGGACUAGCUUCUUGCCAGCACGGUGGGUUGGCCGACUUGACCAGAACGGAAAACCGAGAUUGUUGGAAGAGUUCUUCGUCUUAUGAGAUUAAGGCUUGGGCAUGAUAAACAAGUCUGGCAGAACUCAAACUUGGCUAGCAGCAUUCUGGA
Molecule: messenger RNA, 1906 nt
Organism: Dothidotthia symphoricarpi CBS 119687
Lineage: Eukaryota; Fungi; Ascomycota; Dothideomycetes; Pleosporales; Dothidotthiaceae
Exons: 3
Coding region: 286-1842 (518 amino acids)
Biological process (GO): regulation of DNA-templated transcription
Molecular function (GO): zinc ion binding; DNA-binding transcription factor activity, RNA polymerase II-specific
Source: RefSeq, a predicted model, not a curated record